AUGGCGCUGAUCAGCUGGAAGACUGCCCGGAUCACCGCCUCGGGCUUGCAGCGGUUGGAGCCGGGCCAGUGGCUGGAUGAUGAGGUCAUGGGCUUCUGGAUCGAAUACUUGGCGACAGCCCCGCCGCCACAGGGCCUGGGGCGACCGGAGGUGCAUAUCAUGGACCCAGCCGCGGCCAACUGGAUCUUGUCGGAGGAGGACGCCGAGGAUCUCGCGGACGGGCUCGCCCCACUGGAGCUGGGCUCCAAAGAGCUGGUCCUGGUGCCGGUGGCCGACCGCCAGGACAGAGGCAAGGACGGCGUCUACGGAUCUCAUUGGGCGCUUCUCGCCCUACAACGCAAUGGUGAGGAGAUUCGAAGCUGCUACUAUGACUCCAUGGGUGGCGGCGGAAACCUGCGGCAAGCCGAGCGCAUCGCUGCGAAGCUCCGCCCGGCCAUGGCUUCGCAUCCGGGCGAGGCCCCGGCGCCAGCGCCGGCGCAGGAGAACGCCUGCGACUGUGGGGUGUUCACCUUGCUCUUCGCGGAGGCCUUGGCGCGGCACGGCGACCCGGCGAAGGUCACCCAGCGGGAGGCGUCUGAGGCGCGGAUGCGCAUGAAGAAGCAGAUCCUAGCGCUCAAGGCUGGUUCGCCGUAG
This is a messenger RNA of Effrenium voratum, 633 nucleotides long. Lineage: Eukaryota; Dinophyceae; Suessiales; Symbiodiniaceae. The record is from the annotation of a GenBank genome assembly.